AUGUCUGGUAACUUCAGAGCCAGACGCCCUGCUUCACCACCGCCUGGGGUGGUGUACUCAUCAAAUACCUCGCAGAGGUUUCCACAUCCGCGGGAUGAGCAUCUGGAUGCAGACGCGCGACGAGCUGCGGCGUCCAAGGGGUAUGCGCCAGGGCGGAAGAACUAUCCUACAGGAGGUCUAAACAUCACGUCGGGCGAGUGGAAGCUGCUUUUUGUAAUUGUGAUAGUAGCAUGCGCGGUACGGUUGUUUAGGCUGUCGAAGCCUAAUAGUGUUGUGUUCGACGAAGUGCAUUUCGGGAAAUUCGCAUCGAGAUACAUCAAGACACGCUACUUUGUCGACGUACACCCCCCUCUUGCUAAACUACUAAUCACCCUCGCUGCAUUCGUGUUUGGAUAUAACGGAGACUUUGACUUUAAAGAUAUUGGAAAAAUCUAUGAACAUGUACCAUACGUAGCCAUGCGAAUGGUGCCCGCAACCCUGGGUGUUGCGACGGUACCACUGGCCUAUCUUACUCUGCGCGCGCUAGACUGCCGCGCCACAACCGCUCUUUUAGCUUCUAUCUUCAUUACCUUCGAAAAUGGCAUGGUCACACAGUCCCGGCAUAUUCUGCUCGACUCGCCACUCAUCUUCUUCACUGCACUCACCAUUUUCUUCUGGUGCGGGUUCUGUAACGAGGACAAACAUGCUGAACCCUUUUCCCCAUCAUGGUGGACGUGGCUUACGUUGACGGGUCUGGCCCUCGGCGCUGUGGUUAGCAGCAAGUGGGUAGGCCUGUUUACGAUUGCUACUGUCGGUGUGAGCACAAUGUUCCAGCUGUGGAACCUACUUGGUGACCUGCGCGUUCCUCCCCGCCUCUUCAUGCGCCACUUCAUCGCACGGGCCGUCUGCCUGAUCCUCGUACCUAUUGUGUUCUACAUGGCCAUGUUCCAAAUUCACUUCCUCAUUCUCGAAAAUUCUGGAGAGGGUGAUGGUUUCAUGAGCUCUGAAUUCCAGCAUACACUUGGAGGACGCGGGAUGGCUGACACGUUUGCGGAUGUCGCGUUCGGCUCUACUGUGACGAUCCGCCACGUAAAUACACAAGGUGGAUAUCUGCACUCGCACCCCCACAACUACCCUGGCGGUAGUAAACAGCAACAAAUCACUCUUUACCCUCACCGAGAUUCGAACAACGACUGGCGUCUCUUGAAUGCAACUAUCGAUGGAGACAAGGAAUUUGAUUGGCAAUCUUCGCCACUCGAAUACAUCACCCCAGGGACACGCAUCAAGCUGCGUCACCUUGCCACUGAAAAGCACCUGCACUCGCACGACAUCCGCCCUCCCGUCUCCGACGUCGACUUCCAGAAUGAGGUCUCAGCAUACGGCAUGCCUGGCUUUGUCGGCGAUGCCAACGAUGACUGGUAUGUGGAAAUCGAUCACGGUGAUAAGCGCGACAAGGAGUCGUACAAGCGUCUGAGGACGCUCAGGACGACAUUCAGACUGAGGCACGCGCUCACGGGUUGUUACCUCUUCUCUCACAAGGUUAAACUACCAGAAUGGGGCUUUGAGCAGCAAGAGGUCACUUGUAACAAGAAUGCUGUUCGCGCAAAUUCGCUGUGGUUCAUUGAGACCGCUACUCAUCCUCUUUUGCCUUCCACGGCCACUAAAGUGAACUAUCAACUGCCUGGGUUCUUUGCCAAAUUCUGGGAGCUUCAACAAGUCAUGUGGACCACAAACGCUGGAUUGACCGACCGCCACACAUAUGACUCCCGACCUGAAUCAUGGCCAACUUUGCGCCGCGGUAUUAAUUUCUGGGUCAAGGACCAUCGACAAAUCUACUUGAUCGGAAACCCAAUGGUCUGGUAUUUAAGUACCCUCUCUAUCGCUGCCUACGUUGCGAUCCGCGGUAUCCUUAUCCUUCGCGCUAAGCGAGGAUUCAGGGACUUUGACAAUACCAAAGUUGUCAAGUAUGACACCCUCUGCGGCUUCCUGUUCGUGGGGUGGGGUCUUCACUACUUCCCCUUCUUCCUAAUGGGCCGUCAGCUCUUCUUGCACCAUUACUUCCCUGCCCUCUACUUCGCUAUCUUGCUUUCAUGCAGUGUUUUCGAUCUCGUGACGUCGACGCUUAGGCCACGCGUGCGCUUGCAAAUCGCGGCAGUUCUGAUGGUCUUGGCGAUCUGGAAUUUCCAGCAUAUGAGCCCCCUGGCGUACGGAAGUCCCUGGACGAAGGAGAAGUGCAAGCAGGCGAAAUGGUUAAAGACCUGGGACUUUGCUUGCAAUGACUUCUAUGAUAACUACUCUCAAUAUGAAUCCUUUGGUGUAGCUACGCCGCAGAAGUCUGUCACUCCAGCGUUCACAACUAUCGACGGAGAUGGUCGCGGUCCCGUCGUCGUUCCCAACCCACAAAAUCCCGGACACCCUCCGCCUAACCCCGAGACAUCGGUCAUUGCCGACAAGCCUGAGCCUGGUCGCGACAUUUUUGCGGGCGAGCCCGUCAAGGACGUCAAGAGUGAUGGCGUGUACGUUGCUGCCCACCACCAACCAGAACAGAAAAUCGCAAAGGAGAUUAGCUCUGUCAGGAUCACAACUACUGCUGAGGCGAAGGCUGAUUCGGAUUCGUCCUCUCAUGAAGCCGCCGCUGGUGCCGCUGCCCCAGAACCCGUUCUAGACGCAGAGGCCGAGGCGAAGAAAGCUGCUGCUGAGCUCUUUCCUGAAGCAGCAUAA
Psilocybe cubensis is the source of this 2700-nucleotide messenger RNA. RefSeq lists its product as uncharacterized. The transcript is spliced from 9 exons. Gene Ontology annotation, molecular function: dolichyl-phosphate-mannose-protein mannosyltransferase activity. The record is from RefSeq and is a predicted model, not a curated record. Gene Ontology annotation, biological process: protein O-linked glycosylation via mannose. Gene Ontology annotation, cellular component: membrane; endoplasmic reticulum. NCBI's taxonomy places the organism in Eukaryota, Fungi, Basidiomycota, Agaricomycetes, Agaricales, Agrocybaceae. Bases 1 to 2700 code for a protein of 899 amino acids.